Messenger RNA from Diatraea saccharalis (sugarcane borer), 1113 nucleotides. Lineage: Eukaryota; Metazoa; Arthropoda; Insecta; Lepidoptera; Crambidae. The record is from the annotation of a GenBank genome assembly.
AUCACUAAACUUAAGUUGACAGCACUAUAUUGUUUUUGUGUAACUACAUGAAGAAACUUAUUUUAACUAAUAAACUGUAUAGAAAGCAUUAUACACGAGAAACUUGUUGACAAAAAUAUUAAAGACUACAAAAUGAAUCAAGCACAAUUCGCAUUAGCGUGGAGUCAAUACAAAAAAAAUAUCUGUAAUGGUUUGAGCAGCCUUCAGCAGAAUGGAGAAUUUGUUGACAUGACUUUGGCGGCGGAUGGGCAUUUUGUGAAAGUACAUCAGGUGGUUAUGGCGCUUGCUAGUCCUUUUAUCAAACAGUUGAUCUCCUCAGCAAAUUGCCCUCAUCCCAUCAUAUUUCUUAAUAAAAUAUCAAAUGCAACAUUAUGCUCAAUAUUAGAAUACAUAUAUACUGGAGAAGUAUUAUUGACUUUAGAAAACUUUGAUGAAUUCAUUGAAGCUGGAAGAGAGUUGCACAUACAAGGCUUAGAAAACAUGAAAUCACAAUCACAUAAAGUUGGAAGUACUGAGGAUACUGUUGCUGAUGAUAUCAAUGAAGUGUGUUAUUUUGAGGUACCCAGUCAAAGCAUGGAUGAAGACCAGACAGAAUUAGACUUUGAAAAUACAAUCGUAUCUGGUGAUACCAAAGAUAUUCGAAUAAUGGUCCAAAAUGUGUAUGAUGACGAUAUAGCUGAAGAAUCUUUAGAAAAUGAUGAGAAUUUAAGUUUUAGUCAAGAUGUGGCACACAAUAGUAUUGAGACGUCGGCUAAACCUAUUGAUACAAAAAACGUGCGAGUGAUGCAGUACACAGUAUCCAACCAGGGCUCGUUACAGAUGAUACUGAACAGAUUCCUGUACUACUUGAAGCACACGAACCGCAAUAACACGCGCCAGUGGCGCUGCGUCGACUACGUCAGCGGCGUCAAGUGUCCCGCACACGUGAUCACUAAGGACGACAUCGUCAUACAGAGGAUAUCAGCCCACACGCAUCCAUUUCACGAUAAGAAGAUACUGAAGAAAGUGAGAGCGGGUGCCAUAUUCUCUGCCAUUCAAGAAGCAGAAAUAGAAGGAACCUCAAUGAGGAAAAAGACUGAAAACAAUACACAAAUAGAUACUGAAUAAUGUUAU